UGGGUCUAGAGCUAGAGGGCCCCGCCGGAUUGGAGGUGGGGGGGGGGGGCGGGGGCUCCUGGGGCCCCUCUGCCAAACAGGAAUAUACAGACCACCUGUGAGCCAGGACAUAGGGGGUUUGGCCUGAGUGAGAGAGUGACUGGGGACCACUGUCCCCAGCCCUAUAGGCAAAGCACAGGAGGUCCCUGCUGUGGGUUGUUCAGGGAAGUCAGCCCCGGCUCCAGCUGACCCUGUUUGUUUUCUUGCUUUCUGGCCCUGCCCACUUCCGCUGGAGCUCUGCCCCACCUACCCCAGAGGCAAGAGGAGGGGACAGAUGGGGGUCAAAGGAUAGGUUGUGGGGGUGGUGGGUGAGGGAUCUAUGAAGCAUCUUGCAAACUGAUACUGCCUUCGCAGAUGCUUGGGGCAGAGACCGAGCCUCUCCCCAGGGACCACACCAAGGGAGUUCUCUUCCAGACAACAGAUUCCUGAAAAGUCAGUUUUAAGACCAGCGCCUAGGGUUUCCUUCCAGUUGUCGGAGCUUGGGAUGUUAGGGAUGGCAUCGGGCCGGGCACGCUGCACCCGAAAGCUGCGGAACUGGGUGGUGGAGCAAGUGGAGAGUGGGCAGUUCCCGGGGGUGUGCUGGGACGAUGCAGCUAAGACCAUGUUCCGGAUUCCUUGGAAGCAUGCAGGCAAGCAGGACUUCCGGGAGGACCAGGAUGCCGCUUUCUUCAAGGCAUGGGCGAUAUUUAAGGGGAAGUACAAGGAGGGAGACACAGAAGGCCCUGCUAUCUGGAAGACUCGUCUGCGCUGUGCUCUCAACAAGAGCCCCGAAUUUGAGGAGGUUCCUGAAAAUGGCCAUAGGGAUGGAGCUGAGCCCUACAAGGUGUAUCGGCUGCUGCCAUCGGGGACCCUCCCUGCCCAGCCAGGGACCCAGAAAUCACCAUCAAAGCGACAUUACAGUUCUGUGUCCUCUGAGAGGGAAGAGGAUGAGGGUACCACAAAGAACUGCAUACUCAGUCCCUCUUUGAUUGAGGACCCCCUCAAAAACGAGGAGGUGGGGGCCAGUGGGGAAGCAGGCCAUUCAGAAUUUGGGAGCAGCAGCAGCAGCAACAGCCCUGAGCCUCAGGAAGGUACAGACACAACAGAAGCCCCUUUCCAAGGAGAUCAGGUGUCAUUGGAGAGUCUGCCUCCUCCAGACUCAGACUACUCGCUGCUGCUUACCUUCAUCUACGGUGGGCGCGUGGUGGGCGAAGCCCAGGUGCAGAGCCUGGACUGCCGCCUUGUGGCUGAGCCCUCAGGCUCCCAGUAUGGGAUGGAGCAGGUGGUGUUUCCCAAGCCUGACCCACGAGAGCCCACCCAGCGCCUGCUGAGCCAGAUCGAGAGAGGUGUCCUAGUGGCCAGCAACUCCAGAGGCCUCUUUGUGCAGCGUCUCUGCCCCAUCCCCAUCUCCUGGAACGCGCCCCAGGCGCCACCCGGUCCAGGCCCGCAUCUGCUGCCCAGCAAUGAGUGCGUGGAGCUCUUCAGAACCACCUACUUCUGCAGAGACCUGGCCAGGUACUUCCAGGGCCUGGGCCCCCCACCCAAGUUCCAGGUGACUCUGAACUUCUGGGAGGAGAGCCCUGGCCCCAGCCACACCCCGAAGAGUCUUAUCACAGUGCAGAUGGAGCAGGCCUUUGCCCGACGUUUACUGGAGGAGACUCCUGAGGAGCAGGCAGCCGCUCUCUCCCUGCUGCAGAGCCUGGGAGACCCGCUUCCUCCUCUUCGCUCUGUUCCUCCUAUCUCCUUUGAAAGAAACUCAUUCUCCACACUGUUGACCUGGCUCCCUUGGUGAUCAUUCUUGGUGGUUGUCUGUGAUGGUUGUGUCCUUGAACUGCUCGUGUGCCUGGCUGGUGGAGAACUGAAGGAUGAUUUUUAUCCUUUUUUUAAGUUUGAGAUAUACCCUCUUUCAUUUCUGAGAAACUGAAUUGGGAAAAGUCCAAAUGGUGUGAACUCAGAGGACCUUUCCUGCUUCCCCCAACCCUAAAGCCAAGCACUUUAUAUUUUCUUCUUAGAUGUUCACUGGGGAUUUAAAAUAAAACUUUAUUGAAAGAGGA
This is a messenger RNA of Lynx canadensis (Canada lynx), 2072 nucleotides long. It is a transcript of the gene IRF9, whose product is annotated as interferon regulatory factor 9. The record is from RefSeq and is a predicted model, not a curated record. Gene Ontology annotation, cellular component: nucleus. Lineage: Eukaryota; Metazoa; Chordata; Mammalia; Carnivora; Felidae. Gene Ontology annotation, molecular function: protein binding; RNA polymerase II cis-regulatory region sequence-specific DNA binding; DNA-binding transcription factor activity, RNA polymerase II-specific. Gene Ontology annotation, biological process: immune system process; regulation of transcription by RNA polymerase II.